Messenger RNA from Pungitius pungitius (ninespine stickleback), 1867 nucleotides. Its product is annotated as ovochymase-2. Gene Ontology annotation, molecular function: serine-type endopeptidase activity. Bases 216 to 1319 code for a protein of 367 amino acids. NCBI's taxonomy places the organism in Eukaryota, Metazoa, Chordata, Actinopteri, Perciformes, Gasterosteidae. The transcript has 13 exons. The record is from RefSeq and is a predicted model, not a curated record. Gene Ontology annotation, biological process: proteolysis.
CAGGAGCCCAUGUCCAGCCAAUAUGUCUGCCUUUGGCUAAUGAGAGUAAUCUGCCUGAAACCACUUGCAUUGUGGGGGGUUGGGGCAAGAUAAAGGAAAAGGGUUGUCUCCCUGCGGUGGUGAGAGAGGUCCAGUUAGAGCUGGUGGACCCGGCUAGAUGUAAACACGUCCUCCAGACUGUGAAGGGUCCAACCAUUACCCAGCAGAGAGCAGCCAUGACAGUUCUGUGUGCCGGGCCAGAGAGAGGAGGCAGAGACGCAUGCCAGGGGGACUCGGGGGGGCCUCUAGUAUGUCCGGCAGGCUCAGGUGACAAUCACUGGGAAGUCCUGGGUGUGACCUCCUGGGGGAAGGGUUGUGGUCGGAGUUGGGGAAACAACAGCAGCCGCCCCCCUUCCAGGAGAGGAUCACCGGGGGUUUUCACGGAUGUCAGGCUGCUGCUGCCCUGGAUCAAGAUUAAACUGAGAGAGGCUGAUGAGCAGAAGCAGGGAACUCCGUUAUCAGAACUCUGCAGCGUGAGAGAUGGGCGUGUCACUGGCAGUGAGGGGUCACUCAGAAACCCCGCCCUCCCUGGGGAUCACUAUAACAACAACCAGUUGUGUGUGUGGAGUAUCAGUGUUCCUCCAGGUAACAGUGUUCUACUGGAAUUUGAUCAUUUUGAUCUGGAAAGUGACCCUUUCUGUCGCUACGAUCGACUCAUGGUUUCAGUCGGGACUCGGCGGCCAGUUGGGAUUUUCUGUGGAGGGGUCCUUCCUGGCCCAGUGCUGCUGAAGAAUUCCCAGCAUGCAACACUUGAUUUCUCCACUGAUGUUGACCGAACAGGGAGUGGCUUUGCCAUCAGGCACCGUGGCGUCCAGGGAAACUCUAGUCAGGGAUGCGGAACAGUUGUUCUCGUCGAUGAUCUGACUCCUGUCCACAGCCCAAACUACCCGCAGUGCUACAGUGAAGACUGUGUCCUCCGCUGGGUUGUCCAUGCUCCACAGGGACACAUAGUUAAGCUGGAAUUUUCUAAUUUCUACCUGGAGGAGUCAGAUAGAUGCCUGUAUGACUCCCUCACUGUCCUGGGAGAUGUGGAGGGAACAGAGGAGAUUGUGGUGCUGUGUGGUGGCAGUGUUCCUCCUCCUGUCCUCUCCUACCACAGCGUCAUGGUGCUUCACUUCACCUCAGACCACAGCAUCACCCACAGGGGCUUCAGUGCAACGCUGACAUUCAUCAGCCAUGCAGACCUUCACAGCCAGGACACUAGUGCGCAGAGCGGCCCAGAGGGUCAGAGAGGUCACACCGACCAGCGGCACAUGGCACAUGCUGCAGUGGAGCCCUAGUGGUCAACAGUGGAAGUGGAUGGUGCUCAACGGCUCCCAAUGUACCGCCACAGGUCUGAUGACCUCAUGAAGGAAAUCUCUCUAGGUUCAAAGUUGUCCAGCAGCAGAGCCCUGAUGUGGACCAUAAAAUCAGAGGAGCCCAGACGGCAUAUGGACAUGGGCUCACAUGAUGAAGACUACAGCAAAGAAUCCCCAGGGCAACCUUUAUAUGCGUUUAUAUAAACUGAUGACAUCCCCAGACGUAGCACAUGUUAGCAUGCUACGAUCCCAUUGUCAGCAUAUAAGCAACAUGCCCGAGUUGCUUCACAGAGCCACUACUCAGACUCUUAUCACUUCUCUUCCUCCUAAACACAAAGCUGCAUUUCUUUUGACCCAAUGAGCUGUCCACUCCACAAUCAUUCCAUGUGUUUCUGCAAAUGUAAACAAUGUAAACCUCUGGUUGGGUAUCAUCCAAAAGCCUUGCUUGUAAUGAGAUGAUUAAUGACAACAAAAUAUAUGACAAAUGUGAUAAUAUAAAGUAUAACUUAAUUGGAAACCUCAUGAUAGAA